This is a messenger RNA of Danaus chrysippus (African queen), 342 nucleotides long. The record is from the annotation of a GenBank genome assembly. NCBI's taxonomy places the organism in Eukaryota, Metazoa, Arthropoda, Insecta, Lepidoptera, Nymphalidae.
AUGAGUCAAUUUACUAUGCAGAAGAAGACCUUUACCGUGGUGCACAUGGGUCGGGCGGCGGGGCUCACGUUAGACUGGUCGUCGGGGUUUUCUCUCAGCGAGGGUACUCCAGGAGCGCCUCCUGUAUGGUCCUACAGGUUCUCCCAGUUGCGGGGCUCCAGUGACGACGGGAAGUCAAAACUAAAACUACACUUCCAGGACACUGACACUAAAGUUAUUGAGACCAAGGAGUUGGAGUGUCAAAUCCUUCAGAGCCUGUUGUUCUGUAUGCACGCCUUCCUCACGGCCAAGGUGGCGUCCGUGGACCCGGCCUUCCUCGCCUCCAUACAACACGCCACUUAG